Haemonchus placei is the source of this 1116-nucleotide messenger RNA. The record is from the annotation of a GenBank genome assembly. NCBI's taxonomy places the organism in Eukaryota, Metazoa, Nematoda, Chromadorea, Rhabditida, Trichostrongylidae.
AUGUUGUUACAAGUAAUUCUAUCUUUUGUUACGACAACUUAUGGGCAACGUUACGUUAGUGUACCGACGUCGUACGGUGUAGUUCAAGGGCGUACGGUAGAUUACGGUAACGACAAGGACCAACUGUAUUAUGGGCAAGCGGACGUUUUUCUUGGCAUACCGUAUGCUCAGCCUCCAGUUGGAGAUUUACGAUUUCGAGCGCCACGUCAAGCGAAUCCGUACAACACAGUCUAUGAUGCGACAAGAUAUCGACCGAAAUGUCCACAAGCAAAUGGUGUAGGCGAUAUGAACGAGGAUUGUUUAUACCUGAAUGUCUUCACACAGAAGGCAGGGAAUCAGUCGGCCGCCGCCGCCGUUAUGGUGUUUAUCGAUGGGUCAAACGGUUUUGGCCAAGGUGGCUGGGAUGAGAGCACUCAGAAAGGAAUGGUACGAAACCUUGUAUCACGAGGUGUCGUUGUUGUCACAAUUCAGUACCGACUAGGUGCACUGGGAUUCUUCACCACGUACACUGCCGAUUUUCAACCUAACAUCGGGAUGCUGGACCAAGUUCAAGCGCUUCGAUGGGUAAGAACAGAAAUUGUUAACUUCGGUGGCGAUCCGAAUCGAAUCACGCUAGCGGGACAAGGAGACGGUGGUUGUGCAGUAUGUGCCCAUACACUAAGUCCUUUGAGCCAGAAUCUUUUCAAUCAAGCAAUAAUACAAAGUGGACCUCUUCAAAGUUGCUACUCACCCGAUUUGGCAAUGACCGUAUCACCGCAAACCACACAGAUACCAGUACUACAGUACGAUGCCGGAGCACCAUACACCCAGGGUCCGUCAGUCUACGGUAACCAGGGAAAUAAUGGCUAUCAGCAGCAGUUCUCGCCAAAUCAAAAUACCAUGUACAACGAUCCCAACAGUGCCUAUAAUGCCGGUAAUGUGAUGUACGACAUGUCCGACCCAAGUCAACAGCUUGCACAACAGCUGUGUAACAUUUCGCCCUCUCAGUGGCAACGAGGCGAUGUGGGCAACUUGCGGAAUUGUCUGCACAAUUACACCAUUGAUGUUUUCGUGAAAACUGAAGGGGUGAGUUUUUUUUCAGGAAAAAUUGGAACGCUUCCUCUUAAUAUGGCCUAA